Trichoderma aggressivum f. europaeum is the source of this 1230-nucleotide messenger RNA. RefSeq lists its product as uncharacterized. Gene Ontology annotation, cellular component: cytoplasm. NCBI's taxonomy places the organism in Eukaryota, Fungi, Ascomycota, Sordariomycetes, Hypocreales, Hypocreaceae. The record is from RefSeq and is a predicted model, not a curated record. Gene Ontology annotation, molecular function: protein binding. The transcript is spliced from 3 exons. Bases 1 to 1230 code for a protein of 409 amino acids.
AUGAACUUUACGCGCAAAAUCGACCGCGCCAUGCAGUGGGCUGGCGAGAAGAUGGGCGCCGAGGCCAAGGCCACUCACACCGACGAGUUCAAAGAGCUCGAGUCCGAGAUGGACAUUAGACAUGAUGGCAUGGAGCGUCUCCUCAAAUCCAUGAACAUCUACACCCGGUGGCUCUCGCGCCAUUGCGACGCCCUCGAGGACAGAAACCGCAGCAUCCCGCUUGCUCACCUCGGCCGGACCAUGUCUGCUCACGCGGCCGAGCUGCCCGAUACCGAGUACAGUCGCCGUCUCGCCUCCAUGGGCAAUGCCAACGAGCAGCUCGCCGAGCUUCAGACCACAUAUCUGGACUGUGCCAAUGCCACCUGGCAGACGCACAUUGAGCAGAACCUGAGCAUGAUGAAGGAAUAUCAGGCCGCUCGCAAGAAGCUCGAAAGCCGCCGACUCGCCUACGACGCCACCAUGGGCAAGAUGCAAAAGGCCAAGAAGGACGACAUUCGCCUCGAAGAAGAGCUGCGCGUCAACAAGACCAAGUUUGACGACAGCACCGAAGACGUUUUCCAGCGCAUGUCGGACAUCAGAGAGGCCGAGCAAGACACAAUCGGUGCCCUGACGUCGUUUCUCGAUGCCGAGCUGGAAUAUCACGAACGCGCUGCCAACGAACUGCGCCGCAUCCGAAAGGCGUGGGCGGCUGGUGGUUCCGAGCCCAGCUAUUCGCCUACGCAGAGAGGAAGACCUGAUAUGGAUCGCCUCUACACCAACGUGCCGGUCCGGUCACAGUCUGUCCGACACAGCGUCAUCAACGAGGCAUACGAGGACGCUCCCCCGCAGCCCGUUGCCAGACUCACUCGCACCAUGACGUCGCGAGAGCCUCCUCCUCCCCCGCCUCCCCCGGCUUCAAGCAGACCCCCCAUCCUGAGAUCGGCCACCUUUGAUUCCCGACAACCGCCCGUGAUCCGCGCCAGAGCCGCGUCGACUUCGUUUUCCAGGGCACCGGCGCCCAGCGUCCCUGAAAGCAGAAGCGAAGACAUCUUUGACGACAACUCCAUCUACAGCGGGAACAACACCCCGAGCUGGGGGGAGCGCAGCGUCAGCCCGGCCACGAGCUACGGCAGCUUCAACGUGAACCAGAUGCCGGUAGAGUCCAAGAAAGCACCGCCUCCUCCUGUGAACCGCGCCAAGAAGCCUCCGCCUCCCCCCAUCCCCCGGAAGAUGUCCACCCCGGGAUAUUGA